CCAACAACAACCACUACAGCUGCUCCAACAACCACUACAGCUCCAACAACCACUACAACUACAACAACCACUACAAGUCCUUACCGAACAUCGAUUCACCCUUUAAGCAAGCUUCCUCUGCAGUUCUCUGUUUAUGUGGACUACCACUAUGCCCCUUCAUGCCUUGAUGGUGACUACUUUCCCAUUUUUGUGUCACCAACUCCGACAAAUGGACAAAAUACUCCUGCAUUUGUCAACAAAAUCCUCGAAAUCAAAGUUAGAUCCAAAGCACAAUAUGCCACGAUUCAUGAUCUGAUUGUCACUGGACCAAGAGGCAUUUCAAAGCAAAGAAUCUCCACAGAAGAAUAUAUCAUAAAAUGGACACCAGUUGAUAAAGAACUGAAUGACCACUUUCCUAUUUGCUUUGUUUCCGAGGCAAGGGACAGAUAUAGCCGAGUCUAUCAGUCAGAAAUACGCUGUGUCAUUGCUGAUGUUGGAAACCACGAGGCCAUUGUGACAUGCAAUGAAACAACAAUGACGGUGGAAGUGGAGAAGACCUACCUCAUCAGAAAAAAUAAGGACAACUUGCAUCUGAACGACUUCCGUGAUCCUUCCUGCAACCUGACAAGACUUUCCAAUUCAACACACGUGGUGGCAGUCAUGUCGCUGAACACAUGUGGAACCCUUGUAGAGGAGGAUGAAAAUAACAUCAUCUUCAAGAACGACAUCACAUCUGCUGCCCCAAAUGAAAUCAUUUCCAGGCAACAUGACGUCGAGAUCGCCUUUUCAUGUGUCUACCCCAAGCGAACCAACCUGACCCUGGGAUUCAGGCACAAAAACCCGUAUGCCUUCUUAGAGAAGGGCUUCGGUGCUUUCACCUUCCAGUUUGAAUUCUUUGAGUCCCAGCGGUUUAGGAAACAAGUUGAUAGCAGCACCUACCCAGUGGAGGUGUACCUUAAACAGAUGAUGUUCAUGCAGAUUGAGGCCACCACCUCCAUCCCUAACACAGAGCUGUUUGUGGAGACCUGCAGGGCGACUCCGUAUGACAACCCAAACUCUCGCAUCAGCUACACCAUCAUCGAACACGGAUGUGUGAAGGACAACACAGUGCAAAUCUACCCCAGCUCCAGGGUUCAGUUCAGAUUUGGAAUGCAGGCUUUUGAGUUCAUCGGCGCUCAUGAGGAGGUGUACAUCACUUGCACAGUGGUCCUGUGUGAGACUGGCGUACCUGGGACCAGGUGCACUCAGGGAUGCAUCAGAUCUGGCUCUGGGAACCAUCGCGGCAAAAGAGAAGCUGUUGGCCAGACUUCCAGUCACUCCAUUUCCCAGGGACCUUUACACCUGGUUAAAACUUCUGACAGCCAAGCAUCUGGUCUGAGCCUGAAUCUGGGCAUGAACGUCAUGUUUGUUGUUGGCUGCCUCCUGGCAUGCGGAGUGGUGAUCUACCGAUCGAAGAGGUCCAAAAUUAAAUACCAACCCCUUCCAAGCUCUGACACAGACUGAAGUCAGGGAAGCCAAUGUGAUCCACUCUGAUGACGAGUUUUUCAGCUACAGUCUAUGAUUUUUACAGCUAUAGCCAGUUAUGUUUUUUUUCUAUUUUUAGGUAAUUGUUGGUUUGAAUCAGUGUAACAUUCCAAAAUUUGAAGUCAGAAGUUACUUCUAUAGAUUAGAAGAUAGAGUGUGUGAACAUUUUGGUUUGAGUAUAAACUCUCUGAUGAAAUAUAUCAAAUAUCACAGAAUUCUUUACUCUUAAUGACAAAGUUUUUCAUUGUUUGUGCAUCAGCACAGCUUUAAAUCUUAACCUACACAUGAUGCAAAGGAACAAUCACAUCUUCACAGUGAAAACUCCAAUCACAACUCCAGGCUUUGAAACAUGCAAUUCUAACGAUGAUCGAAAGACACAUAAAAUAAGUCUUUAUGGGUUUCAAUUCAGUUUUGUGUUAUAAAAAUGUAUGUGUUUAAGUCUGAGUCAUUCAGAGUUCAAUAUUAAUAUAAACUUUGAUGAGUCACUAUAAAGUUAAGGAACCUCCCAUAGAUAUAGGAAGACAAAGACGGGCUAAUCCACCAUCACAUUGUGGUGUUACAGGAAACUAUAUCAUAUUUGUUGUUUUUAACUGUGGCCAAAGCCAACUGUGCUCACCUGGACAGCAUAAAGUUUUUCACUGAAUCGUUUUGAGAAAUAAAAUACUAUACAUUUUUAUUUUAUUUCCAUUGUUGUUUGAAUUGACCAUGUUACUCAUACCACCACUAAUCUGUACAAAUAAAUCAGCUAAAUAACGA
Larimichthys crocea (large yellow croaker) is the source of this 2259-nucleotide messenger RNA. Its product is annotated as CUB and zona pellucida-like domain-containing protein 1. Lineage: Eukaryota; Metazoa; Chordata; Actinopteri; Sciaenidae. The transcript has 9 exons. The coding region runs from base 514 to 1482 and encodes 322 amino acids. The record is from RefSeq and is a predicted model, not a curated record.